Venustampulla echinocandica is the source of this 1806-nucleotide messenger RNA. RefSeq lists its product as uncharacterized. The transcript is spliced from 3 exons. Lineage: Eukaryota; Fungi; Ascomycota; Leotiomycetes; Helotiales; Pleuroascaceae. Bases 1 to 1806 code for a protein of 601 amino acids. Gene Ontology annotation, molecular function: ubiquitin conjugating enzyme activity. The record is from RefSeq and is a predicted model, not a curated record.
AUGACUUGGCUUGCAGGUGCUAAAGGUUCUCAGCCUGAGCAGAUCUCUGGAAUAUAUUGCAAUAAGUGCAAGCGGUUUACGUGCAUCGGAUGUCGAGGAAAGCCAAGGCUAGGGAAAAUAAGCUACUGUGCUCUUGAUGCAGUUGUUAAUAACUGCUGUCCACACGGGCGGCUCUUCGGAAGUUGGCUUCUGCUCUGCCGGUUCGAUGAAGUCGAAUUGCAGCAUAAGGCAGCCGAAGACUUGCAGAGACGCGGCCCGAAAGCUCCACUGGACAACGGAACUGGAUAUACUCCUGAGAGCGAGGCAACGGCGAGUAGAGUUUUGUUCAAGGAUAGCAAUAUAAAUUACAGCCAACAGAACGACUUAACCGACAUGGUAAUGACCGAGGUACUGCUUCUCCUAACAGCAUUUCUUCCCGUGAAUGGCUUGGGCUCCAGUUUCGAUAGGGAGCCACCAGCGGAGUUUUUCGCCCUAUUCCGGCUUAGUUUGUUAUUCGAUCGGGUUACUAUGUUGCUCCGAAACGAUUCGAUUAGUGAUAUGGCCAGAAGGUCGGAUCUUUACCAGGCUGCCUUAGCUUUUGUUACUGCUAUGGCGAAGCAUCCACGGUUGGUGCAUAUCCUCACCGAUAAACGCCCAGAGAAGAAGCGGAGCCCGGGUCUCAAGUCCCUUGGGGAGAAUUUCGAUAGCCAUGCCCUUGUGGUUGAUAUCUCUCCGAGUGGACUAGCCGGAUCUCUCUUGACGUAUUGUCACAACACAUUCAAGCAAGCGGAUGCAUUCGCUUGCCUCUCACACAAUGCGGCUAUGGCCAAGGGAAUUCAUAGCGACGAUAGCAAACAAACUAUUGCUAUAUUCAAAAGCAUAGUGGGAUUUAGGGACGCCGUUAAACAGACCGCACCUGAUGCCAUUCAGGACCCUGCCAAAACACCCAAAGACCCCUGGCAAGAGUUCACCGAGGCAAAACAGGUGACCUUCACAGACGAUGUGUUGGUGAACCAUCGACUGAGUCAUGAAUGGUGCAAAAUCCAAUCUCCACCUCCUGGUCGUAUGACAGGCCUCUGGAAAGAGAUCGCGUCGUGGACAACUUCACUGCCUCCUGGAAUUUUCGUCAAAGUAUCAGACUCAAGACCUGAUGUUAUGAAAAUCCUUAUAAUAGGGGUGCCUGGCUCUCCAUAUGCUGGCGGUCUCUUUAUCUUCGACAUGUAUCUUCCUCACAAUUGGCCAGCAGUACCUCCACAGAUGUACUUUGCCAUGAACCAAGGAUGUGGGCUGAUCCGUUUCUCGCUCAAUCCGAAUAUACACGAAGACGGAACAGUUUGUCUAAGUUUGCUGAAUACGUGGCAUGGCUCACCUGCCGAGAGGUGGCUACCGCAUAGGUCCACCCUGCUCUCUGUUUUUGUCAGCAUCCAAGCCAUGAUCCUCGGGGUUGCUAACCCAGCGGAAAACGAACCGUUACGAUCUUCUCUUGAUCCUGACCCUCAGCAGAUUGUUAAGUACGUUCAGGCCAAAACAGUCUACUAUGCCAUGUUGUACUGGCUCACCGCUGAAAACGUAAGCAAGAAUAUCUGGCGUGAUAUUAUCCAGAUGUAUUGGAUUUGCAAGGGCAAGGAGGUACUGGCCACAGUCCGCGAAUGGUCAAAAACGAACAAGUUGAUAUCCUCCUGGAAUACUAAGUCUGAUGUUAUUAACUUCCGUUGUUGGAACCGUACGGCGGAAGGCGUGAACUUACUGGAGAUGUUGGAGAAGAGCCUCUGGUCUUCCAGUGGUAGUCGUCGUGUGGAGCAGCCGACACCCAGAUAUAGAUAUUAG